AUUCAGAUCUAGUCUUGCAGGUGCUGUUCUAGCUGCUUUGAACUCAGGUGCUCUGGCUCCAGAGUCCAGGUCAGAUGCUAUGGCACGGAAUCUUCAUGGUCUUUAGACAGCAGUGUGGAUAGCAAGUUGGAGACGACCGUGUGUUAUCCUGUGUAUCAGCCAGGAGAGGUUAGGUUCUGCUGGUGUAACAAGCAACCCCACGAUGCCGGAAGCUAUAACAUCAAAGAUGUAUUCCUUGCUCACGCUAUCUGAGUCAGUUGCCUUUCCUCUCCAUGUCAUUUUAACCUGGGACCCAGGCUGAUGAAGAAGAUCCUAUUUAAAGAAUUGCUGGUUGUCAUGAUGGAGAAAAAAGAGAGCAUGGUGAUUAACACCACUGGACUGUGCAAUUAAAAAUGGUUAAGAAGGUAAAUUUAGUUAUGUAUAUUUUACUACAACAAAAUAUGAGAGAGAGAGAGAGAGAGAGAGAGAGAAUGGAAAACUAUUACACACUAGCAAGUCAUAUGACCUGCCAUCAAUGAGACAGGGGAGUAUAAUCUACCACAGGGAGGGUCCGUGAAUCUCUGGAAAUAUUAGUACAUUCUCCCAGACCCUACUUGGAUGCAAGAGCAAGCUUUUGGCUAUCUAUUCCUCUUAGAAUUGGGGAAGGGGGGCAGCUGCAAGGUAGAGUGAGCCUUCUCUGGCUCUCUUGAUGUUGAUGGCAAUUAGUGGUGGGGACGAUGGGCAUUAGAGGGAAUCAGAAGACCUAGAUAGCUCUCUUUCAGCAUCAGCCAAGUUUUGUAUCUUCUCUGAGCCUCAGAGUCCUCAUCUGAAAAAGAGGAGAUUGGACUAGACGAGUGCUAAGUCUGGUGUUGGCUGGAGCUGAUUGCAACUAUGUGAAGAGCCAAGAUCUGUCAGGGGAAUGACUCAUGGUUUGCCCUGAGAUAGCAGAGUACAAUGUGAAAUAGCAGGAACUCUUCUCCAGGCCCUCACCAGCACAUGACCCUAAAGUCUCCACCUGUUUUCAUAUCUUGGCUUACUUUUCCCCCAGCUUGGUAUUCCCUCUUCUUUAUUCUCUGCUUCCUUAAAAUCUGUUUGUAUCCCUCCUUAGAGAAAUUCUACUCUCCCAUGGCAGGGAGAGUGUCUCACAGUCUUCUGGUUCACGCACUCAUGUCUUAUCUUCCCAACUGUCUAUAACCUUCCUGAAGUUUACAUCUAAGUUUUGUACUUUUUUUCUUGAGCUCCUUCUACCCUGCUUCUUCCCCACCUCCUACCAUAUCUUUCACAGAGCUGGACUCAAUUGCAGUUUUUAAAGCACCAACUAUGGUUUGCAUACAUUACCUCAUUUGGGUCUCAUAACAUUACCCUAAAGAAGAUAUUAUUUCCCUCAUGAUAACAUCCAACUCAUAGCUCUUUUGUCAAUCCAGUGAAAUGUAAAAUAUUUAGUGCCAUGUUUGGUAUGUAGUGAAUGAUCAAUAAGUAGCAGCUACUGCUAUUAUUGUUACUACACUGAUGAAAACAUUGAGGUUUGGAAAGGCCAAAUCAUGAGCACCUAUUGCACAGUCAGGGGCUGAGUUUGAAUUCAGAUUCUUUUGAUUCCAAAAUCCAGUGACUUUAUUUCUGUUCUAGCCCUCCUGGGUAUAUGUUGGAUUGACCUUCCCCACUCUGUGCAAGGUAGUAUGACCAUGAAUCCUUGCUUUGGUAAGAGGUGACAUUUGUCACACUCUGCUGCCCCCAUGAAGCAUGGACAUUCAGUUCUCAGAAUCAAAGGAGAAAGCAUUAGUGAUGGGCUUCACUGUAGGGCUCAAGUAACAUGAACACUGAUGUCUGUGUGUUUAUUGUUUCAGGAAGCUUUUCCAUCCCCUCAACAAUGGCAAUCUCUCCUGUCAUUAUCAUCACAGGGCACACACUAAACCAUUCACAGCUCUGAUUCUCCACAGUUUACAAAGCACUUUGUCAGCCAUGUGGUGUCUCUUUGCUCUGCCCAAGUCUCCUGCGAAGCGUGUGCUUCUCCCUGCACAGUGCCGCUGAGUGCUGCUGCCUGGCCAGGGAAAAGGGAGAAGCCCCUUUCCCACAGUGCCAAAUGUCCAACACCAUGAAGGGCUUCCUCUUUGCUGGUAUCAUCGUCAUGCUCACGGUUGCAGCUGUAGAAUCCUUGAGUUGUGUGCAGUGUAAUUCGUUGACAGACUCCUGUGUUGACAGAAAUGCCACUGAGUGUCCCACAAAUGCCAGUAUCAGCUGUACCAAUUUCUUGAUGAACUUUUCUCUAGGAGAAAACAUCACAUUGUACGAGGAUAAGGCCUGCUCUGUGGAUAAUUGCAGCGAGGGCAUGGUUGAGACCUUCACAGUCCACGUAUCUGCUAAUGAAAGCUUUCAUUUUGCAAGCCAGUGUUGCCAAGGAAAGGCGUGCAAUGACACCAAUGACACCAUAGAUCCCCCACAGGAAGAGGUGUCCAGCAACACAGAGUGCCUUGCAUGUUAUGGAUCUAAUGAAACUUCCUGUAAUGAGACAAUCUGGAAAUGUUAUAAAGAAGAAAGAUGUGUCAAUCUAAUCGUAGAAUUUAAGAAUGAGAUGAAGCUCGUGCUGAAAGGCUGCUCCAAUGUCAGCAACUCCACCUGUGAGUUCCUGGCUACUGAAAAUUGGACGGUUGGAGGAGUCACUUUCCUAAAGUUUGAGUGUGGAGACAGCUCCGAUGCCUCCUCAACACCCACUCCCACUACCCUGAGCACUACCCCUGACACUGGCUCUACAGUCUUCUUCACACCCUUGACCCUUGCCAGCCUUCUCCUGCUGGGGUUCCUGCUCUGAGAUCUGUACCCUCAAACCCUCCCCUCCCCUGU
Messenger RNA from Physeter macrocephalus (sperm whale), 2817 nucleotides. RefSeq names its product LY6/PLAUR domain containing 8 (gene LYPD8). Gene Ontology annotation, biological process: defense response to Gram-negative bacterium. The record is from RefSeq and is a predicted model, not a curated record. Lineage: Eukaryota; Metazoa; Chordata; Mammalia; Artiodactyla; Physeteridae. The transcript is spliced from 8 exons.